GAAAAGGUUGGAUGCGCGCAGAGAUCGAGGGGAGAGCUUUGUUGACAAGGGGACCCCCAAUGACUCACUGGAAAAUCUGUGGUGGAAGAGGGGUCACCUGUAUGUGGCGAGCGAGGGGAGAGGCUGGACACCAAGAGGCGUUUGGGCGCUCGUCGGAGGAACCGCGUGAAAAACGGGCAACGUGAGACAGGAAGCCAUGUAAACGGGACUAGCCGGCCGCGUCUGGUUCAAAUGGCUCAGAUAAGAGAAGCAGGCUUGACUCUGGAAGUGGGUGCAACCUUCCUGAAGGUACGUAAGGUGCAGAGAAGUCCUGUCCAAACAAGGUCACAGAAGAGGUUUGUUUGUGGUCCAAACAGGGUUGUCCAUUCAUCUUGGGGAAAUCAGGUGGAAGAGGAACUUGAGGAGACUAAUAAAUGGAGGGUGGCAACGGCAGAGGACUUUGAGUCCCCUUGUGAAGAUGGACCACCAGAACCUGCCUAUCAAGGCCACCACCAAAGUCCAAAGAUGUCUCCCACACCUCUGGAAACUCAGACGGGGCGCAGACUGGAAGGUACAGUGGCUUCUGCAGAUCAUUUUGGGGGAGUUCGGGAAAUGUGCGUCAAAUCAGAAGCUCUGGAGGGUUCUGGAUACGAAAGCAUGUGCAACCCACAUCCCACUCUGAUGAAAGCCCAGAGAGCCUCGGUCAAGGAAGAGAUGGGUCCAGGGAGUGAAUAUUCUUUGGAAACUCAACAGGAGGAAAACGUUAGCCCACCGCCAACCCCAUUUCUCAGCAGUAAAGACGCAUCUGUUCUUGAGUUCGCCAACGACCUUGCAAGAGGCGAGAAAGGUAUCUCCGUAAGGAAGAGCGAGAGGAUAUUCUCGUGCCCUGUGUGUGGGAAAGGGUUUAAUCAGAAAUCCAAUCUUACCAGGCACCAUAAAAUCCACACCACGGAAGGGCCUUAUAAAUGCGGCGAGUGCGGAGAAAGCUUCAGGAUGAACCGGAAGCUUCUCAGGCACCAGAGGACACACGUGAGCGAGCCUUUCAAGUGCACAGAAUGCGGGAGAAGCUUCAACCAGAGGUCCAACCUGGUGAGACACCAGAGGAUCCACACUCGGGAGGCCCCUUACCAGUGUCCGGAAUGCGAGAAAACCUUCAACCAGAAGGGCAACCUUUUCCGACACCGGACAAUCCACGUCCGGAUGGGGCCGUGCAACUGCACCAAAUGCGGGAAGCCGUUCUCCCAGAGGAGGAACCUCAUCAAACACCAGAAACUCCACAUGAGCGACGGGGCCCACAAGUGCCGCGAGUGCGGGAAGCGGUUCCGGCUGAGAAAAUACCUCCGGCGACACCAGAAGAUCCACAGCCGGGAAGCGCCGUUUAGCCGUAAAUGGCGCGGGGAUGGCUUUGGUCUUGGGAGAAGCGCUGGAGGUCUCCACGUAGUUAACAAAGAGCAGAGGGCAUUUCCGUCUGUGGACAGCGAGGAAGCUUGA
Molecule: messenger RNA, 1470 nt
Organism: Lacerta agilis (Sand lizard)
Lineage: Eukaryota; Metazoa; Chordata; Lepidosauria; Squamata; Lacertidae
Product: zinc finger protein 543-like
Exons: 1
Coding region: 232-1470 (412 amino acids)
Cellular component (GO): nucleus
Source: RefSeq, a predicted model, not a curated record